Molecule: messenger RNA, 2547 nt
Organism: Tachyglossus aculeatus (Australian echidna)
Lineage: Eukaryota; Metazoa; Chordata; Mammalia; Monotremata; Tachyglossidae
Gene: CASP6
Product: caspase 6
Exons: 7
Coding region: 94-921 (275 amino acids)
Biological process (GO): apoptotic process; proteolysis
Cellular component (GO): cytoplasm
Source: RefSeq, a predicted model, not a curated record
GCGCCCCCCUGCGGCGGCGGGGACGACGCCCUCCACCGCAGACACCUCCUCCUCCUCCGCGACGCCUUCCCGGCAGCAGGUGGUGAAGCAAACAUGAUGGAAAUCGAUGGCUUUUACAGUCGUGAAACGCUGGAUCCAGCGGCUAAAUACAAGAUGGAGUAUAAGCGGAGAGGGGUUGCUUUGAUCUUCAAUCACGAGCGGUUCUACUGGCAGUUGAAACUGCCAGAAAGACGCGGCACCAGGGCGGACCGAGAAAAUCUAACUCGCAGGCUUUCAGCUCUUGGAUUUGAAGUGAAGUGUUUUGAUGAUCUUAAAGCUGAAGAAGUAAUGCUGAAAAUUCAUGAGGCAUCCAGCUCUAACCAUGCAGACGCCGACUGCUUCUUGUGCGUAUUCCUGAGUCACGGCCUAGGAAACCACGUCUACGCCUAUGACGGCAAAAUUGACAUUCCAGAGAUUACGAGCAUGUUCAAGGGAGACCAGUGCCGGAGCUUGGUAGGAAAGCCCAAGAUAUUUAUCUUUCAGGCCUGUCGGGGAGAAGAACACGAUGUGGGAGUUGUGCCCCUGGACGUCCUAGACAGUAAGAUGAGCGAGCAGGACGUAAAUGAAACGGAAGUUGACGCUGCCUCGGUUUACACGUUGCCGGCUGGAGCCGACUUCCUCAUGUGUUAUUCCGUCGCAGAAGGUUACUAUUCUCACCGUGAGACCGUCAACGGCUCCUGGUACGUUCAAGAUCUGUGUGAGAUGCUGGGAAGGUACGGCUCCUCUUUGGAGUUCACAGAACUCCUCACCUUGGUGAACAGGAAGGUGUCUUACCGCAGGGUGGAUUUCUGCAACAACCCGAGGGCAAUUGGAAAGAAGCAAAUUCCUUGCUUCGCCUCAAUGCUAACUAAAAAGUUGCAUUUCCUUCCUAAAGCUCAGUAAAGGGUGGGGGAAGAGGAUGUUUUCAACGUGGAAGCUUUGCAAAAGGUUCUACAACUCAUUGUGGAAUUUACGUCCUUAGUUUAAAGCUUAUCUUGUGCUCCUUGUGGUGGUGUUUUUAAAUUAAGUAGGAUAGUUUCGAACCCCCAGACAGUUAAGGGAGUAGGGAGAGAACUGAUCGGUGGUAUUUAGUGAGUGCUUACCGCGUGCAGGGCAUAGUACAACAGAGUACACACACAAACACACUCUCUUUCGGGAGGAAAAAUCAGCUGGGGCUGUUUUACAUGCACAGAGAGAGCAGUAACUUUUCAUGUGGGGUGGACAAGACGGUUUGGGGCUGGAUGGCCUCCUCAGGGUUGUUGUCCCCUACCCUUCUACCUCUUAAAACAAAGCUGGUGGCAUCAGGGAGGGCUUCAAACUGAACCAGGCGGCGGAUUCUCCCUUCUGCAUCUCAGGUCUCCCUGUUUGUACAAACGGUGGGGUCCCUUUAGAAAUUCAUUUUGGAUUCAGUCUUAUCACUGUACCAAGCGCUUGGGAGAGUACCACAGUAAACAGACACAUUCCCCGCCCACCAACAGACGAAUGUUGGCACACCCAGCAUUACUGUAUGUCCAGUCCCCCAAAAGUCAUCCCACAGGUCAUUACUGAUUGUGCACCAGUGAGGCACCCAGGUAACCACAAUGACUUAGCUGUCUGAACUUGAAUUUAGUACACACUCCUUUUACAGUGGCUGAUUUUCUACUUGACGUUUUUUCUUAAAAUUUUUAGUUGAACACAAGAAAGGGUUUCCUUACACCAGUACGUGAAGUGAGAGACUGCUGUCAUAUUUUGUGCGAGCUACAGAGCGUAUCACCGUCUUGCCCUAGCUGUUUGCUGUAAGGAAUCCCAUGCUUUGCUCGUCAUUUAAACAUUCCUCUAUUCAUCCACAGAGUAAAGUCGCUCAUAGGAUGAAGCUUUCACUUGCCAAAAGUUUAGGCUCCUCUUAUGUGUCACUUAAAGGCUCUCUGUGAUCCCUCUUACACCAUGAUUAACCAAAAAAUUUGAUUCCUGGCCUGCGCAUGUCUCUGCAGAAAGGCAGGAGACAAGCUUCCUGAAUCACUUACCAAAUGGUCAAUCAAAUCAAUCAAUCGUAUUUGAGUGCUUACUGUGUGCAGAGCACUGUACUAAGCGCUUGGGAAGAGUACAGAUAUGCCCACAAGGAGCUUACAGACUAGAGGGGGAGGCAGACAAUAAAAAUAAUUUACGCUAUGUACAUAUCCAAAUAAUCUUUGCUUUGAUCAUCUACGCUUGCCACAUCAUACCCGGAUAUUAAGAUGAAAGAAUGGAAAGCAAUGCUUGAGAAACCAAAAGUGGAAUGACUAGUUUCCGUGGCUCCCUCAGGCAGGUCGAGGAGUCCUAACUCAAUGUCCCACUUGGAAAAAUCGCCGUUUUUACUGCGAUCGAUCUAAAUGGUUUACUACAAUCCUGUGCACUAAAUUCUGUUGAGACUAACCGAAUACGAGUUUUGCAUGUGAACCAAUGUCCUCUUGGAGCUUUGCUGGCAAAGGUUAUUUACAUUUUUUUACUUCAUUUUUUUACUUAAUGAUUCAGUCACCCACAUUUCUAAUAAAAAUCGAUUGGGCAGUGGAA